ACUACAAACAUAAAAUUUGAAUGGUUAUUUUUAUACUAAUAAAAAAGUUUUAAAAUGGUAAAAGUUAAACGUAUGGUUCUCCAUAAAACUCGAAACUGGUUGGAUGGCCCCUGUUUUCUUUGAUAGCUAAAUAUAUUGUGGUUGUGGAACUCCAAGCUUAUUUACUACUGUUGGAUUUUGGCAUCUUAUUUGCUAAUACGUUUAGUAAUUGAACCUCGAUCUACCAGGCCUUAGGGACUUGUAUUUUGAUUUAGUUAAUUUGUCUCUCAAACUGGUGAUGUUCUUUUAUGUGUAUAUACAUGUGAAGAAUUCUUGUGGAAUGAUACUGCCGAAAUGUCCCAGGUGCAUGAAAGUGAAACUCCUGAAGAUAAGGUGGUCGAAAUCUUGUCCAGGUUGCCGCCCAAGUCCCUGAUGAGAUUCAAAUGCGUACACAAAUCAUGGUGCACUAUCAUCAAUAGUCCAAGUUUUGUGGCCAAACACCUCAGCAAUACCGUGGACAACAAAUUCUCAUCCUUCACUUGCAUCCUUUUCAACCGAUCUCAGGUUCAUGUUUUCGCGGACAGGAGUUGGAAAAGAGAUGUUUUCUGGUCUAUGAUUAAUCUUUCCAUUGAAAGUGAUGAGCACAACCUUCAUUAUGAUGUCGAGGACCUAAAUAUACCCUUUCCUAUGGAAGUUCAAGACAAUGUACAGCUCUACGGUUACUGCAAUGGAAUUGUCUGUGUAAUAGUAGGGAAAAAUGUUCUUCUAUGCAAUCCUGCAACAAGGGAAUUCAAGCAACUUCCCGAUUCAUCCCUUCUUCUACCCCUUCCCACGGGAAAAUUCGGAUUGGAAACGCUCUUUAAAGGAUUGGGAUUUGGCUAUGAUUGCAAAACUAAAGAAUAUAAGGUUGUGCGAAUUAUAGAAAAUUGUGAUUGUGAGUAUUCAGAAGGUAAAGAAUCAUAUUAUGAGCGUAUUCUUCUUCCUUACACGGCUGAGGUAUACACCAUGGCUGCUAACUCUUGGAAAGAGAUCAAGAUUGAUACAUCAAGUGAUACUGAUCCGUAUUGCAUUCCCUAUUCUUGUUCAGUGUGCUUGAAGGGAUUAUGUUAUUGGUUUGCAAACGAUAACGGAGAAUACAUAUUUUCAUUUGAUUUAGGUGAUGAGAUAUUUCGUAGAAUAGAAUUGCCUUUUAGGAGAGAAUCCGAUUUUAAUUUUUAUGGUCUUUUUCUGUAUAAUGAAUCCGUCGCUUCUUAUUGCUCUCGUUACGAAGAGGAUUGUAAAUUGCUUGAAAUAUGGGUAAUGGACGACUAUGAUGGAGUGAAGAGUUCAUGGACAAAACUCCUAACCGUUGGACCCUUUAAAGACAUUGAGUCUCCUUCGACAUUUUGGAAAUGUGACGAGGUUCUUAUCCUUUCCUCAUAUGGAAAAGCCACCUCUUAUAAUUCUAGUACCGGAAAUCUCAAGUAUCUUCAUAUUCCUCCUAUUAUCAAUUGGAUGAUAGAUUAUGUGGAAACUAUUGUUCCAGUCAAGUGAAUUGAGGACAAAGUUCCAUUUAAUUUGUAUGCAUGAUAGAAGGGUUGAGUUUUCUUCUUCUAAGUUUUGUUUGUGGCCUUUGUACAUGUUUGCUUAUCAUGGGCUGCCUUCAGUUUUUGGACUUUCAGCAUUUUGUAAUGUUAUUCUAUUUGGAAGUGUAUGAUAAUUUUUUUUUUUUUUUUGAACAAACGAUAUUAUCUACACUAAGAAUGAGGGGUUAGGCUUAACCUCAUAAUAGGCUAACAAUAAUGUGGUUCAAAUUCACCUUUGUU
Messenger RNA from Pyrus x bretschneideri (Chinese white pear), 1784 nucleotides. RefSeq names its product putative F-box protein At1g19160. The record is from RefSeq and is a predicted model, not a curated record. Bases 334 to 1512 code for a protein of 392 amino acids. NCBI's taxonomy places the organism in Eukaryota, Viridiplantae, Streptophyta, Magnoliopsida, Rosales, Rosaceae. Gene Ontology annotation, molecular function: protein binding. The transcript has a single exon.